This is a messenger RNA of Ambispora gerdemannii, 414 nucleotides long. NCBI's taxonomy places the organism in Eukaryota, Fungi, Glomeromycota, Glomeromycetes, Archaeosporales, Ambisporaceae. The record is from the annotation of a GenBank genome assembly.
AUGUCUGACAAUUCUGAUGACGAGUUCAAUGAUGAAUGCGACUAUGAGGAUGAUGCUCGUCACCAUAGUAUUGUCCUCACAGAAUUUAUCAGUAGACUUCCGGAUAUUUCUGAGCAAGUAAGAAAUACACUAUUCGACGCAUUUUCCAAGUCCAGCGCUUUCAAUGCAAAAGUUUAUAAUUUGCUUCUGGAUGCCUUGGCGAAUCCUACUAAAGGCUGGAAUCUAAAUGAUUAUGAUUACCAAGUAAACGCAUUCAUUAGCAGAGCUAGCAAGAUCUGUAAUGGGCAGAGCCCAGAAUUUUUGACUCAUAGCCUAAGUGUCAAAUUAUCUCAUGAUGUGUCGAUCAUGCCAACUGUGAAAAUCAGCACUAGACAUAUGGAGCAUAAAUAUCGCAUUUGUCAUGCAGUCAUGUGA